AUGUUAGUGAAUUCUGCCGUCUGGUUAAUUACUCUAUACGGUUUACCAAUUGGAUUCAAUCAAGCAUCAAUCUGUAACACUCCAGCAAAUACGUUUAAAUGCGAACAAGUAGAUGUUGCCAAUGGUGGUGGGUUUCAUAUCACCUCAAUUUCAAUUUCGACUAGUUCAAAUUCAUAUGUUGGACAAUUGAAUACAACCAUGACAGAAUUAUACUUUCCUCAAGUAUUGACCAUUGUCAUUUCUGUAAACCAAUACAAUGCCUACAAUAUCAAUCUAUUAGACUAUACAAAGAAUCUUCCAAAAUAUAGCUUGGUAUCAAUUCCAACAUUUUUCAAUGGGUCUCGGUUGGUGACUCUUGAACUUGGUGAAUCGAGUUUGGCAAAUCUUGUGAUACCUUCCACGACAUAUCUUCCCUCUUUAUUCAGUCUUAGAAUGGGUAUUUCAUGUUUUACAACCACAACAAUCAAUCUUUCAGAACAAUCAUUCCCAAAUCUUUCUAUAUUAGAUAUCAAAGGUAAAGAAGGAAACUUUCCAAUCAAUAUUGGUGUCAGUCCUACAAUCCGUAACAUGUAUGCCAGUACAUCAAGUACAUCUACCAUCAAUUUAUCAUUUUCAAACACUUCAACUGUUUCUGAAAUGAUAUUUAUAGGAUCAGUUACACUAAGUCCAAAAGAUUUAUCAUUAUAUCCAAGUUUAACUUCAUAUAAUGUGAGAUCAUCACCAAAUCAAAAUAAUCCAUUUCCAUUUGAAGGUCCAGUUCCUUCAAAUAUGUAUCAAUUAGAUUUGAGAAAUCAAAGUAUUUCAGGAACUAUACCAUCGAAUCUUUUAGCAAAUAAUCCAUACCAAUUAAAACUUUUAUUGCAAAAUAAUUCACAACUUGUUGGAAGUCUUGGACAAGAAUAUUGUUACAUCUCUGAAUUACAUAUCGAUUUAACUGGCAUUACCUCUGUUCCUGAUUGUUGGUGGUGUUAUUAUACCCUAACACAAUCACUUGAUCUUCAAAUUGAUAGUACUACAUUAUUUUCAUAUCGAGGAAACUAUGUAAUCACUGGUGAUGGUAUUGGGUUUGGUGCCGGAACAACAUCACUUUACUUGAUUGAACCAAAUAGAAAACUAGGAGGAAAAAUGAAUGUACAAAUGGGAAGAAGUCAAAAUAUAAGUUUAUCAUUGACUAAUAGUUCGAGUGAUUCGAUUAUGUUUGAAGUUUAUGAAAUGGAAUUUAGUGUGGUCGAUGCUAAAAUGGAUCUAAAGGAUAAUCAAGAGUUGAAAAUUUCCUUUAUAAUUGUCAAUCCCAAUUAUCCUCCCAAUGUAACACUUGAUUCAAAUCGUCUAUCAUUUAAAUCCUAUGGUUCAAGUAAUACAUUGAUUUAUUCAAUUCCAACAAAUUAUAUAUUGAAAUCAGAUAUUCCAUCGAUUAUAGUUUAUACACAAUUCCAAACCACAAACAUUACAAAUAUUAAUGCAAUUGUAACAUCAGUUGUAAUGGAACCAACUACAUAUCCACCAAAAUAUAUUUAUUUCUAUGGGUUUUUUGGAAAUGCUGGUGCACGAGUAUCAAUCAAUAAUACAGAGUGUACGGUCACUUUGAGCACCCUUAUUGUACGAAGAUGCGAAUUUGAAACGGUUCCACCACCAUCAGGACCUGCUUUUAUUAAUGUUACAACAGACAAUGGUAUAUUUGCAUCAUCAUCUUUGUUAUUCAUUCCAUAUCCACCACCUUCAAACGACGAUUGUAUGAAUAGAACUAAUAAUUGUAAUGGUCAUGGUACUUGUGUUAAUGGUACUUGUCAAUGUGACGAUGGUUGGACUGAUGAUUGUCGUUUAAAAAAUGAAAAAGAUCCAGAUGUCAUAUUCAAACCAAAUACAACAUCACCAACAUCAACAUUUUCAUAUAAAGAUUUUAUAUUCUCAUUUGAUAUGGUUGAAAUUCAAGAGUUGGAUAUCGAUGGAAAUGUAAUCAAAAGAUUAGAAUCAAAUAGUUGGUUGUUGAAUGAUAGAUCAACAAAUGAUUUGGUGUCACUUUCAUAUGAUCUUGUCAGUCAUCAGAAUGACAGUGAUUAUUCACUGCUCAAUGUGACAUCGAUCGUUGAAUUCUCAAAUUCAUCGAGAUCAAUUCAAUUUGGUGAUGACAUCAUUCAAUUGGGUGCUGGUUCAAUCAAGGUAUCUGUCAAUAUUACCAAUUGGCCAUUCACAUCGGUACUAUCCAACCUUAGAGUAUUAUUCUCAACGACCAUCAACAACCAACAAUCAAUCAUUGGAUGUGAUGACUCUGUCAACACUAUUGCAUCAUUUGAACAAUCUUUAAAUGGAGAUAGUAUUCAAUACCUUCGAGUAGUCAAAGACAAUGUUCAAUUCUUUGGUCGAUUCAUUGAUUAUUGUCUGUCAGAUGGCAGAAAGACCUAUUCAAAGACACAACUAAUCAACACAACAGUCAUCGAUCAAGACAACUCUAUUGCAUUGAUAGGUAUCAGUCUACCACAAUCACAAUCUGCUUUAUUGGAUCCAGAUUUCAGUGCUUUGGUCAUUGAUAGAGAAAGUUUUGGUAGUGGUGGUUGUAAUGGUUCUGAAUCAGACACCAAAUGGAAAAUAAUUGUUGGAGUAGUUGUUGGAGUUGUCGCAGCUGCUGCCAUCUCAGUCGUCAUUGUUUAUUUUGUCAGAAGAUUAAGAGUACAUAGAAUAUUAACUAGAAAACCUGUUGAAAUGAAUGAUAGAAGAUAA
This is a messenger RNA of Cavenderia fasciculata, 2718 nucleotides long. RefSeq lists its product as uncharacterized. The record is from RefSeq and is a predicted model, not a curated record. Bases 1 to 2718 code for a protein of 905 amino acids. The transcript has 11 exons. NCBI's taxonomy places the organism in Eukaryota, Evosea, Eumycetozoa, Acytosteliales, Cavenderiaceae.